Corvus hawaiiensis (hawaiian crow) is the source of this 1732-nucleotide messenger RNA. RefSeq names its product fragile histidine triad diadenosine triphosphatase (gene FHIT). The record is from RefSeq and is a predicted model, not a curated record. The transcript is spliced from 9 exons. The coding region runs from base 962 to 1408 and encodes 148 amino acids. Gene Ontology annotation, biological process: intrinsic apoptotic signaling pathway by p53 class mediator; diadenosine triphosphate catabolic process; purine nucleotide metabolic process. Gene Ontology annotation, cellular component: cytoplasm; plasma membrane; nucleus. NCBI's taxonomy places the organism in Eukaryota, Metazoa, Chordata, Aves, Passeriformes, Corvidae. Gene Ontology annotation, molecular function: ubiquitin protein ligase binding; bis(5'-adenosyl)-triphosphatase activity.
GCUUUCUGGCUACUGUAAAAUAGAACUCCUCUGUGGUGAAAAGAUUUUGGUUUUACUUUUCAAGACAUUCCCAGGAGAAUGGGAUCAUUCAGCUGUCAGCUCCUAUUAGCAUCCUUGAAAUCUGUCAGGGAAAACAAGCCUUAUUCCUCAUUGCUCUGCAUCAAAGACACAUAAGCUGGAACUACCCUGACUUCCUGCACUGCACCCUUCCAGGAGUGAUAGCAUCCCAUACCUAAUAAGGAAAAGGGUGGAAGAAGAAAUACGGAAUAGCAGAAGCUGAUGAUGGUGCUGGACGUGGUGCUCUGGAAGAAGCUGCUGCUACAGAGAGCCCUGUGUGACUCCAAUACUGAACUGAAGGAGCUCAAACAAACAUCCGUGUCUGCGCCAAGGAAUUCACGACUGAGGCACAGAGUGACAGUCUCACUGCUGCUACACAGAACUGAACAGUAAGGCAACGUGAGAGUAAAAUGGACAGCAGCACUGCAACUCCUGUCUCCAGUGGGGUCCAAACCAGAUACCCGGCGCAGCUGCACAAGCACUGCACACACUGUGACACUGCUUUCCCUACUUAUAAUGGUGUGAGCUACUCGUAUUGCCAUGGGAAGAGUCCACACAAUUUGUGAGACUUUUCCCUGCGGGCUCAGCUCGGGUACGGCCGGCCCUGGGCACGGUGCUCCUGCACUCCCCAGGUGUCCCGUAUCGCCGGGGGGGCUGGCACCUAAGGGGCGGCUACCGCGGCCAAGGAGCCGCUCCCCUCACGGUCCUCCUGUGCCCGCCACAAGCGGCAAAAUCCACCACAGGCAGAGAAAUCGGCCACAGCCCCUACGGCGCCGCAGCCCCUCAGCCACCGUCCCGGCGAGCCCUUGACAGAGCGACGACCCCGCCUUCCGGCCCUGCGCCACCACAGGCGGGGCCGCGCACGCGUGUCACAGCAGGACUACCCUGAAGGUCAGCUUUCAUCAUGCUGAGAUUUGGGCAGCACCUCAUCAAGCCCUCCGUGGUGUUCCUGACGACAGAGCUGUCCUUUGCUCUGGUGAACCGCAGGCCAGUGGUGCCAGGACAUGUCCUUGUUUGUCCCCUGCGGCCGGUGGAGCGUGUCCAUGACCUGUGUCCCGAGGAAGUGGCUGAUUUGUUUCUUACAGCACAAAGGGUUGGAAAUGUGGUGGAGAAACAUUUCUGUGGCACCUCGCUCACCUUUUCUAUCCAGGAUGGCCCUGAAGCUGGACAAACAGUGAAGCAUGUUCACGUCCAUGUGCUUCCAAGGAGGGCUGGAGACUUCAGCAGGAAUGAUGAUGUCUAUGAGGAGUUGCAACGACAUGACAAAGAGGAUUCCCCUGACAAGUGGAGGACAGAAGAAGAAAUGGCAGCUGAAGCAGAAAUUCUGAAGAAGUAUUUCCAGGAAAAUUAGAGGUAACAAAGUAUUUGGAACACAUCCCAUGACAUCAGAAAGUCCCCAGAAAGAACGACCUCAUUCCCCAGUUCUCAGUGGCCCUGGAGCUGCAGCUCAAUAAUUUUAUUAUGUUCUACAAAUAUGGGAUUCUUCUAUGAAAAAUUUUAUUGGACCUUUGGAUAUCGUCAAGGUUGAAUUCCAGCUAAGACAACUAAACAGCACUGGUUUAAAAUAUUGCUCUGAAUUGUAACUCAUAUUUUUCUGAAUUGUGUACUUGGGAACGAAUCUUUUUAAAUUGUCCCUUGGCCUAAAUAGAAAUAAAGUUCCAGGAAAAUCAGGUAA